Molecule: messenger RNA, 2562 nt
Organism: Psylliodes chrysocephalus
Lineage: Eukaryota; Metazoa; Arthropoda; Insecta; Coleoptera; Chrysomelidae
Source: the annotation of a GenBank genome assembly
CUAAGUUGGUAGAACUGUGUGGUUUUUUACAUUCAAAAUAUUGUUUUAUAUAUUUAACUAAUAACGGUUUUAUUUGUAUUCCACAGACCUUUUAUUUUGUAUUCUGUUUUAUUUUAUAAUGGAUAGUGAUCCAGAUUUCGUAAAUGUUGCAAUUCGAAUAAAGCCAGUCUCAAAUACAGAACAGCACUGUUUAAGAGUACUUAGUAAUGAACCACCAGUUUUAUUACUAGUUGAUCGAUCUCAAACGUUUGUGUUUGAUAAAAUAUUUACAGAAGAAAUAAGCCAAGAAACGAUCUAUAACGAUUCAGUAAAACCAUUUGUUGAAUAUGUUAAGCAAGGUUUCAACUGCACUGUUUUUGCUUAUGGACAGUCCGGCACUGGAAAAACAUAUACCAUGGGCACUAACGAUAAUGUGUCGAGUGAAGAGGAUUUUGGGUUGAUUCCAAGAGCCCUGAACCAUUUUUUCGAGUAUAAUAAUGACGACCACAAUGAAAUUGAAAUAUCUGUGUCUUUUAUUGAAAUAUACAAUGAAAAAGUAUUCGACCUGCUCCAGAGUGAUAACCCACAAUUACAAGUUAAAGGUUUAAAGGCACAAGGUUUCAGUCAAGAAAAAGUAUUUAAUUCCUAUGAAGCUAAACACUUUUUGAAAAUGGGUAACAAAAAUAGGCAUACAGCUGGUACAAAUCAAAACCUCCAGAGUUCUAGGUCUCAUGCAGUUUUUACUAUUUACUGCAAUGUUAAAAACAAAGAUCGACAGACAAGUGCCAAGUUAAAUUUAGUAGAUUUAGCAGGCUGUGAAAGUGUUCGCAAAACUGGAACCUUUGGUAGUACCUUUCAGGAAGGCAUAAACAUCAACCGAGGCCUCCUGUGUAUUGGCCAAGUUAUGAGUGCGUUGUCCAGCAAUGCUAAUUUUAUUCCUUAUAGACAAUCCAUUAUUACAUCUAUUUUACAAGAUUCAUUAAAUAAACAAAAUUUCGUCUCGCUAAUAGCUUGUAUUAGUCCACUUGCUGAUGACUUCACAGAAACUUUUCAAACUCUGGAGUUUGCUCACCGUGUUAAAAAAUUCAAGAGCAAACCUGAAGUUAAUGAAGUUAUAUCACAAUAUAAGUCAGAUAAUCCCAAUUUGUUCCAAACCAGGGUAACUACUCCUUUUAAAAGACCACCCCCGAUGCAGACACCAAGACCUACAAAGAGAGUGAAACAAUUAGGAACAAUAGCUGAGCCUAAUCUGUCAAGUAACACUGCAGACCAUAGUCACAGUUCAAGUGUGGCAUCUUCAAUAUCGAGCACUUUACGGUCAUCAGUGGGUUGUUCUGAUGUGACUCAGCAGGCUUUAAGUCCAGUUAUAAAGAAAUACAUGAACGCUAUGGAAGCUUCACUUAUGGACAAAUUAGAGCUGGUUAUUAAGAGUACAAUAAAAAGACCUAGCAGAGGAACGGUUUUGUUAGAUGUAUCUAAGGCAAAGACAGACGAAUUUGGAACACCAAGUUUACCUUGGAGCAAAAUUCAACAUGAGGUGUCAAAAAUUGUGAAAUCGGAAAUUGCCCAGUUGACUUUAGCAAAAAGUGUAAGAGCGACCAGUAGUCCGAUUGGUGAACAACCUUUGGAAAAUAUAAAAAAAAUUUUGAACUAUGACGAUAGCUCAUUGAGUGUGCACCUUGACGAAGAUAAUGCUACUGAUAAUAAUGAACAUUUCAAAUUCCCUAAAAUACCCCUACAAAAGAAUAUAUCAAAGAAAAAAAGCACACCUGAAUUUUCUCCAAUUGAAAACAUACCGUUAGUUCCGAGAAGAAGUACAAGACUUUCAAUGAGAAGGAUGAGCCAGAAUAUAUCAACCACUUUAAAAGAUUUUGAAUUGACAUUUGAAUCAACAUACUUUAUCAAUCAGGGGAUUAAAAAUCUCGAAAGGACCCUCAGCGAAAACAAAGAAAAUUCUGAAGAAUAUUUUGAGUACGGAAAUAAGAGAAUGAGUAUUUUAUUAAAAGAUAGAAGGCAAGUUAAUACUAAGAAUAGCAACAUCGGGGCAAGAGCAAAUAAAAAGUUAUGCAUUCUAGAUACACCGGCAGGAAAACGGCUGCUUCCAAGAAAUAACAACGACAGUCCUUGCACAUCCCAUACCAAAGGCGUCUUGAAAACCUUAAAUUCUGGUGCCUUAAGGGAGAUUCAAAGGUUGCAUACAGUUGGACCAAAGUCGGCAGAACAAAUAAAUCUGUUUAAAAAUUUAAAUGGAAAUCUGAAUAAAAUAUCGGAUUUAAAAAAAAUACCAGGAUGGGGCAACAAAAAAUUUGAAAGGUUUGUUAACCAAAAUUUGCUGAAGAAGGAAUUAAUUUAAUUAUAAGUAAAUUUUAUACAGUUAGUACAAAUGAAAAUGUUUUAUGUUUUGAGUAAAUUAUGUUAGCAAAUUAUGGACAACUUUUUUUCAAUUCAGGUGGAAUUUUUAACUAUAACAUUAUAAAAUUUCGCAUAGAUUUAAAUGUUUUUUUCGCCCUUAAAAUUGACGCAAAAAUUACACCAACUUUAGAUGUUUUUUUAUUGAUGUUAUUGUUGAAAAUAUUUAUUGUA